AUGACUCAAGUUCCAAACUCCCUCAACUACCAAUAUUUUCCUCCGUCGCCACCUUAUCCGUUUCCCGGCCCGCCAUUCUUUCCGCCACCCCAAAAUCCUCCACCGUCGCCACAUGUGCCGCCACCUCACAACCCUCCACCGCCGCAUGUACCGCCACCUCCUCCGCUGAAACCGCCUUUUUCUCCUCCGCCGCCACACAUUUCUCCACCACCGCCACCACAUUUGCCGCUACCUCCUCCGGUGAAACCGCCUUUUUCUCCUCCGCCGCCACACAUUUCUCCACCACCGCCACCACAUUUGCCGCCACCUCCUCCGGCGAAACCACCGAGCCCCCCUCCUCUGCCGCCAUCCCCUCCUGGAAACCACCCGACAGUUAUAAUUGUUGUAUUCAUCUCGUUUGGAGGGCUAUUCUUCCUCGCGUUCCUUGCAGCCGCACUUUUCUGCUAUGUCAAGAAGAGAAAGAAGAAGAUUGUCGAGGAAGACGAUAAGUUCAAAAUAGACGAGCACGUGAAAGUACAAGAAUCAGUUGUCCCGGGUCCAAAUGGGACACAGAUGGUCGUGAGGACAAUCGACGAGGAUGUGCACAUCGAGGAGGAAAUCAAGAAGAAGGGUGAGGUGAGUGAAAGGAGCUCGCAUUUGAAAUCGGGAUUUGUCGAUUCGACAUCCGAGCCUCACUACCACCACCACAAUCAUCAUCAUGGUCGUGAUUACUUGGAGUAA
Striga asiatica is the source of this 720-nucleotide messenger RNA. NCBI's taxonomy places the organism in Eukaryota, Viridiplantae, Streptophyta, Magnoliopsida, Lamiales, Orobanchaceae. The record is from the annotation of a GenBank genome assembly.